This is a messenger RNA of Spinacia oleracea (spinach), 6274 nucleotides long. RefSeq names its product mediator of RNA polymerase II transcription subunit 14. Gene Ontology annotation, cellular component: core mediator complex; mediator complex. NCBI's taxonomy places the organism in Eukaryota, Viridiplantae, Streptophyta, Magnoliopsida, Caryophyllales, Amaranthaceae. Gene Ontology annotation, biological process: regulation of transcription by RNA polymerase II. The record is from RefSeq and is a predicted model, not a curated record. The coding region runs from base 375 to 5738 and encodes 1787 amino acids. Gene Ontology annotation, molecular function: transcription coregulator activity. The transcript is spliced from 8 exons.
ACUCAAAUGAAAUCAACGAUCUCAACCGGUCAGUCAUAUUCUUCUCGCAACCUCCUUCUCCUCUCUCUCUUCCCGGCCACACUCUGGGAUCAUUCCUCGGCCAAUAAAUAACGGCGGUCUACGGCGAAGAGAGAGAGUGCGGCGGCACUACAUCGACACUCUACAUGUUUUAACAAAAUCCACCAUCUUCUUUCUCUCUCUUCACAUAUCAUCGUCGUCAAAUCUCACUUCUCUAUUUUUCCCAAUUAUGAAACCCUAAUUCUUUGAUUUAUUCUUCAAUACUUUGAACCAUACACACUCUUCCACGCUUCACGUAAUGCAGAAACAGAUUCAGUAGUAUAAAUCGAAGAUUAUCGAUUGAGAAUUUGAAAAAAAUGGCGGAAUUAGGGCAACAAACGGUGGAUUUUUCGACACUUGUGAGUCGUGCAGCGGAAGAUUCGUUCAUCUCUCUCAAGGAAUUGGUGGAGAAAUCUAAGUCUUCGGAUAUGUCUGAUUCGGAGAAGAAGAUUAAUCUUCUCAAGUUUAUUGUCAAGACUCAGCAGCGUAUGUUGCGUCUCAAUGUCCUCGCUAAAUGGUGUCAGCAGGUCCCGUUGGUACAGUAUUGUCAACAACUUGCGUCUACUCUAUCAAGUCAUGAUACUUGUUUCUCACAAACUGCGGAUUCACUAUAUUUUAUGCAUGAAGGGCUGCAGCAAGCACGUGCACCUAUGUAUGAUGUGCCGUCAGCAAUUGAAGUCCUUCUUACUGGAUCUUAUGAGCGUUUGCCUAAAUGUAUAGAAGAUGUGGGCAUGCAAAGUUCUUUAAAUGAAGUUCAACAGAAGCCAGCUUUGAGAAAGCUGGACAUUCUUGUGCGUUCGAAGUUGCUUGAGACCACACUUCCAAAGGAGAUAUCUGAGGUUAAAGUUUCAGAUGGUACAGCUCUUUUACGCGUAGAUGGUGAAUUUCAGGUGCUCGUUACUCUUGGUUAUAGAGGUCACCUGCAUUUAUGGCGGAUAUUACACAUGGAGCUUCUUGUUGGUGAGAGAAGUGGGGCUAUAAAGCUUGAAGAGUUGAGACGAUUCGCUCUGGGCGAUGAUUUAGAGCGAAGAAUGGCUGCAGCAGAUGAACAACAAAAUCCAUUUAUGAUAUUGUAUUCAGUGCUGCAUGAGUUUUGCGUGGCGCUGAUUAUGGAUACUGUUAUAAGACAGGUCCAUGCUCUUCGUCAGGGAAGAUGGAAAGAUGCGAUUAAGUUUGAACUUAUCUCUGAUGGCAGCACAACGCAAGGAGCCAGUACUUCAUCCACGCAACUAAGUCAAGAUGGAGAGUAUGAGGCAUCUGGUCAGCGCACUCCAGGGGUGAAGAUUGUUUACUGGUUGGAUUUAGAUAAGAACUCUGGUACAUCUGAUGGCGGAGCAUGCCCGUUCAUCAAGAUUGAACCAGGUCCUAAUCUGCAGAUCAAAUGUAUUCAUAGUACUUUUGUUAUAGACCCAUCAACAGGAAAGGAGGCCGAGUUUUACUUGGAUCUGAGCUGCAUUGACGUGGAAAAGUUGUUGUUAAAAGCUAUACGUUGCAACAGAUACACACGUUUACUUGAAAUUAAUAAAGAGCUUACUAAGAAUUGUCAAAUCUUUCGAGGUGAUGGUGAUGUCCUCCUACAUUGUAACAAGGAUGAAACAGAAGUGGACCAUAAGAAGAAAGAUGCAGGGUCCAUUGCAAAGGAGUCAGAUGGGCAAGAAGUACUAUUUGUGCGUGCUUAUGGUUCAUCAUUUUUCAUUUUGGGAAUAAACAUAAGAAAUGGACGUUAUCAGCUACAAUCAUCCAGAAAUAUCAUAACUCCAUCAGUAUUAUCAGAUUCUGAGGAAAUUCUAAACCAGGGAUCUCUCAGUGCAGCUGAAAUUUUCGUUAAUUUGCGGAGCAAAUCCAUUUUGCACUUGUUUGCUUCUAUUGGCAAGUUUUUGGGGCUUGAGGUUUUUGAAAAUGGUUUCUCUUCGGUGAAGGUUCCAAAAGAUAUCUUAAUUGGUGCAAGCUUUUUGCUGAUGGGAUUUCCUGACUGUGGCAGCUCUUAUUUUUUGCUUAUGCAAUUGGACAAGGAAUUUAAAAUUGUCUUUGAACUAGUUGAGAAACAGCCAGAACCUGGCAAGUCUAGCAACUUUAUUGUUGGGCGUGUUAAGAAAAUUGAUGUAGGUCAGAUGCAGAUGCUUGAAGAUGAAAUGAAUUUGAGCAUUCUUGAUGUGAGAAAAGUGGGAGCUUUUAUGCCUGGAGCUGUGAUCCCCAAUCAGUCUUCUGAUUAUGGUCUGCUGUCUAAUUUUGGUCAUGAUGGGUUGAUGUCUGUUACUCUUUGUCCACCUUCAAGUUUUUCCUCUGUCGUAGAUGAAGUCUUUGAGCUUGAGAAGGGAACUUCCGGACCUUACUCUGUUCCUAAUAUUUCUUCAUCAAUUAGUACAUCUGCUGCUCAUUUGGGCUCUCUGCCUCUGAAUCUUCCUUCCUCUAAAGUUGGAACUGUCUCACCAAAACGGGAGGGAAAUGCCCAAUUGUCGCACAUUAAUCCUGCUGUCAAAUUUUCAACCCACUAUAAUGGUUCUCUAUAUCAAGGUGCCCAUGUCAAAGGAUUAAGCCAGUCAUCUUCUGUUAGUUCACUACCUUUUUCCCAGCAGAGGCACAAUGCUAUGCAGAAACUUUCAGUCUCCAAGUCAGAGCAGGACCUUGCUUCUCUUAGGUCACCACAAUCAGUGGAAGUUAGUUCAUUUAGGUCAAUGGAUGAAGAUCAUCCAAGAUUUACUAAUGAACAAUCACGAGAUGUAAUCUCUGGUAGAUCAUUGCGACUUUCCUCUCUACAGUCAGCUGUUGCUCGUGUUUCAGUGUCAGAUGCUAAUGGAACUGCUGUAAAAUCAUGGGCUACAACUCCCGUAUAUGCAGGUUGUAGAACUGUUUCUGAACAUGACAAGGAUUCUAAAAAAAGGAAGGUUUCAGAUAUGCUGAAUUCUUUACCAUUGCUUCGGGGUCUUGCUGAUGGAGCCUCUAAGCGGAGGAAAGUAUCAACUGACCAGCCUUCAGUUUAUUCUGCUAUCUCGUCAAAUACAAUUUGUAAUCCUGAAGGAUAUACUUAUGGUAAUCUCUUAGCUGAUGCAAACAAGGGAAAUGCACCUUCAGGUGUAUACAUAUCGGCACUUCUCCAUGUUGUUAGACAUUGCUCUCUUUGCAUCAAGCAUGCCAUGCUAACUAGUCAGAUGGAGGCUCUAGACAUUCCAUUUGUUGAAGAAACAGGUCUAAAUGCGUUUGUGAACAUUUGGUUCAGACUACCAUCUGCUAGAGGAAAUUCAUGGCCACACAUCUGCUUGCGACUUGGAAAACCAGGAAGCUUGUGCUGGGAUGUAAAGAUCAAUGAUCAACAUUUUAGAGACCUGUGGGAACUUCAGAAAGGAAGCAGUAAUACACCGUGCGGAAGUGGUGUUCGCAUAGCUAAUACAUCUGAUGUAGACUCGCAUAUCCGGUAUGAUUCUGAAGGAGUCAUUCUUAUUUACAGUUCAGUUGAAGUGGAUAGCAUUAAGAGGCUUGUAGCAGACAUCCAUAGACUCUCCAAUGCAAGACUGUUUGCUCUUGGAAUGCGAAAAUUGCUAGGUGUGAAGACAGAAGAGAGGCUAGAGGAAGGUGCCAAUUCUGAUUGCAAACCUUUAAAUGGAGCUAAGGGCUCUACUGAAGGAGUAGGCAAAUUCUCUGAACAAAUGAGGAGGACAUUCAGGAUUGAAGCAGUUGGGCUCUUGAGUCUCUGGUUUAGUUUUGGUUCUGGGGUUCUGGCUCGAUUUGUUGUUGAGUGGGAAUCUGGUAGAGAAGGAUGCACAAUGCAUGUUUCUCCAGAUCAGCUUUGGCCUCAUACCAAGUUUCUUGAGGAAUAUAUAAAUGGAGGUGAAGUUGCAUCCCUGUUGGACUGCAUUCGCCUCACUGCUGGACCUUUACACGCACUUGCUGCAGCAACUAGACCUGCUCGAGCUGGGCAGCCUGCCAUUGUUCCAGGAGCUGGCUCCACUAUACCAGCUUCAUCCCGACAAGGAACUUAUGUUUCAGCUCAAGGGAUUCCUCCUAGUAGUGUGUCACCAAAUGUAGGCCAGGGAGCUGCUAGUUCUGCUGGAAUUUCUGUUUCAUCUGCGGCUACUGCUGCUCUUGGGAAUCAUGCAGGUGUCAUGUUGGCUGCUGCUGGCAGGGGUGGGUCAGGCAUUGUUCCCAGCUCAUUGUUGCCUAUUGAUGUUUCUGUUGUUCUACGGGGGCCUUAUUGGAUAAGAAUAAUAUACCGGAAACAUUUUGCAGUUGACAUGCGGUGCUUUGCAGGAGAUCAGGUCUGGCUUCAGCCGGCUACACCGCCAAAAGGGGGCCCUUCUGUUGGAGGGUCAUUGCCCUGCCCUCAGUUCAGACCUUUUAUCAUGGAACAUGUUGCUCAGGAACUGAAUGGUUUGGAACCUAAUUUCGUUGGUGGACAGUUGACUGUUGGGUUGUCGAGUUCCAACAAUCUGAACCCUGGUUUAAGUCCACCUCUAGCUACUGUUAAUGGAAGCAGAGUUACUCUUCCAGGUGCUUCUGGACUCUCUAGGCCAGGAAACCAAGUUUCUGGUGUGAAUCGUGCUGGAAAUUCCCUUUCAGUCCCUUCAAACAUAGCUGCAGUUGGUGCAGGAUUGGCUUUACGGAGACCUCCUGCUGCAGGUGGGGCUGCUCAUGUUAAAGGAGAAUUGAAUACUGCUAUUAUAGGCUUAGGUGACGAUGGUGGAUAUGGUGGUGGGUGGGUUCCACUUGUUGCCCUGAAAAAGGUUCUUAGAGGAAUUUUGAAGUAUUUAGGGGUUUUGUGGCUCUUUGCGCAGCUACCUGAUCUUUUAAAGGAGAUCCUUGGUUCAAUUUUAAAAGAAAACGAAGGGGCAUUAUUGAAUUUGGAUCAGGAGCAGCCAGCUUUGCGCUUUUUUGUGGGGGGCUAUGUGUUUGCUGUUAGUGUUCAUAGAGUUCAGCUUCUUCUGCAAGUUUUGAGUGUGAAGCGGUUCCAUAAUCAGCAGCAGCAACAGCAGCAGAACCCUGCCUCUGCCCAAGAAGAAUUAACACAAUCUGAAAUAAGUGAGAUAUGUGACUAUUUCAGCCGGCGUGUGGCAUCAGAGCCGUAUGAUGCUUCUCGUGUAGCAUCAUUUAUAACUCUUCUUACGUUGCCAAUUUCAGUUUUAAGAGAGUUUUUGAAACUUAUAACAUGGAAAAAAGUAAUGUCCCAAUCACAAGGCGGAGACGUGGCACCUGCUCAAAAACCUCGUAUUGAACUAUGCCUUGAAAAUCAUGCUGGUUUGAAUAUGGAUGGAGUUUCGGGAAAUUUAUCUGCCACUAAAAGUAAUAUCCACUAUGAUCGGCCCCACAACUCAGUUGAUUUUGCUCUAACUGUUGUUCUUGAUCCUGCUCACAUACCCCAUAUUAAUGCUGCUGGUGGUGCUGCUUGGUUACCCUAUUGCGUGUCGGUGAGAUUAAGAUACUCCUUUGGAGAAGCACCAACAGUUUCCUUUCUUGGUAUGGAAGGAAGCCAUGGAGGCCGUGCUUGUUGGUUGAGAGUUGAUGAAUGGGAAAUAUGCAAACAGAGGGUGGCUCGUGCCAUAGAAGUUCCUGGAUCUUCACCUGCAGAUAUUGCUCAAGGGAGGCUAAGAUUAGUUGCUGAUAAUGUCCAAAGGGCAUUGCACUUGUGUUUGCAGGGAUUAAGAGAUAAUACUGGUGUUGGAGUUCCAGGAACUUCUGGAGCUACAUGAAACAUUCCAGAUUUCUUUUUUAUCAUUCUUUUACCUCCCUUUUGUAUUUUUUUGGAUCUAUAGUUUUGGUUUAAGAAAAUUAGAUGGAGCAAGAGUGAAGAAAAUGGUUCAACUGUUGAUGAUCAAGCUAGCAGGUUCUUUAGACCUCAAUGCAAACAGAUAUAAAAGGCAGGUGGCUGAGUUUGCAGGAUCCUUUUGUUAUGUGGUUGUUGAUUUCGCCGUCUUGCUAUAAUAGUAGCUAACCUGAAGAUGCAUGAAGACCUAUGAUUUUAUGGGAUGUAUUGUAUCAUAAUUUUGAAAUUACAAAAAGAUUAAUUUAGGGAAUUAGUUCAUCUUGUACAUAGUAGUCACAGUGCUAGAAUUUGUGUAAAGGAAUAGUCUGGAUUACUUGGCCUAUUUGUUGUAACUAUAUAUACUUAAACUUCAACCUAAUGCCCGGAAGUAGUACUUAGAUCGUGGUUUGGGUUGAACUUUAGCUUAAGCGUCAUACAUUAAGUUUUUGGGUUCCCCAGUGAUGUUCUUAAUUUCCCCUCUCA